AUAAUGUUUUUCAUUUGCAGUGAAUAAUUAUGCAGUCCCUCAUUCAGCUCAUUGUUUGUAUACUGGUUGCUAAAGAACUAAAUAGAGCAGAAGCUAUUUAUUGUAAUCGUGAUCCAGAAGACAUACACACACCGAAAUCAAAAAACAGUCCUUUUAGAAUCAGAAUCAGUGGAAACCCUGAUAAAUAUGUGCCAGAAGGAGUCUACACAGUGAGUCUGCGUGGCCAGCGAAGUGGAAGAUAUCAAGCAACUUUUGAAAGGUUCAUGUUGGUGGUUGAACCCAAAGACCACUCUUCAUCAGAAAACAAUGACACUGGAGAUAAAAAUGUGGGAAGUUUUGCUCUGGUGGGGAACACCAUUGCAAAAUACAGCAAUCAAUGUCCCAAUGCCAUCAUACAGAUGUCAUCCUUAAAAAAGGCUGAGGUCAAAGUGACUUGGACAGCACCCCCUCCUGGCAGUGGCUGCGUAGUUUUCAGGGCAACUAUCGUGGAAGACCAUGAAGUAUGGUACAAGGAUGGUGAACUAAGUCAUGAGUUUUGUGAGGAUGAUCAGGAGAAUGAAUUUUACCAGCCUGAGUUUGAUUUUACUUGCUAUGCUUGUGAUGAUGCUCUGUAUGAGAUGACAUUUGAGGGAUUGUGGUCAAAAUAUACACACCCAAAGGAAUUUCCAGAAAAUGGGUGGCUGACUGGAUUCACUGAUUUGAUAGGAGCUUCUCAUUCACCUCAUUACUAUUUCUGGGAGUAUGGCAGAUUUGCUUCAGAAGGCCUGAGAUUGGUGGCAGAAUUAGGUUCCACCCAUGAACUGGAGAAAGAAAUCAUAGCUAAGAGUAAAAAUAUCCGCACAAUAAUCAAGGCACGAGGACUUGCGUACCCCAAUGUGACUGGCAAGACGAGCACAUUCUUCCGAGUAGAUAGAAAACAUUAUCUGUUUUCAGUUGUUUCCAGGAUAGCUCCAUCUCCAGAUUGGAUAAUUGGAGUAUCUGGGAUCAACCUCUGUCUAAAAAAUGGCAGCUGGGUGGACUACAGGGAGUUUGAUCUGUACCCCUUGGAUGCAGGCACUGACAAUGGAAUCACCUAUAUGUCUCCUGAUGAGCCCACUUCACCACACAAGGUAGUAAUCCGCAUCACUUCAAGCUAUCCUAAUGAUCCACGUUCACCAUUCUAUGACCCAUCAGGAUCUAAGGUUCUGCCAUUGGCUCGUCUGUAUCUCAGAAGAUGGCAGUUAUUUGAAAGAGAGUGUUGUAAUGAAAGUGAAGAGAAUUGUAACGUGGAUCAGCAGCUAAAAAUGGGAAAUUUAAAGAAAAAAAAGGAAAAGAGAAAGCAAAUCUGGUUGCCUGAUGACGAGGAAAUAGAUGGAGUUGCAAGUACUUCAGAACCAGAGGUUACAGACGACACCACUAAAGAAGACUCUACAGUUGUCAGUCCUUUGAAUGAACUGUCAUCAAGUUACUUUCUAGACUUCAACAUGACAUAUGGUCUCAUGGUCUCUACUCUUCCCACCUACAAUUUUGAAUCUGAAGUUGAGCCUAGAAACGUAGUUGAGGGAAGAGUUAUAGAUUGUGUUGUCAGUCGCUGGACUCGGUGGUCUAAAUGCAGUGUGUCCUGUGGAUGUGGCUACAAAACCAGGAACCGAUCAAUUCUGGUUCACUCACGAAAUGGAGGGAAAGCUUGUCCAAAACUUUUAAGAACAAAGAAGUGUUUGAAAAAGUGUGAAUGGUGAAAUCAAGGAGGAUGACAUGGGCUGGGUAUGUAGCAAGCAUGGAAGAGACGAGAAACAAUACAAAGUUUUAGUCAGAAAGACUGAAGUCAAGAGACCACUUGGAAGAUUUAGGCAUAGAUGAGAUGAUAAUAUUAAAAUGUAUCUAAACGAAGUAGGGUGUGGAAUAGAUUCAUUUGGCUGAGGAUGGUCCAAUGGUGAGAUAUUGUAAACACAGUAAUAAACUGCAAGUUCCAAAAAAGGUAGAGAAGUUAUUGACCAGCAGGACAACUGUAAGCUUGUCAAGGAUGACUCAGCUGCAAGGAGUUGUAAUCAUCCUUUUAACUUCUUUGGAGAUGCUAGUACUGAAAAUGGAAAGCUAACUGAUAUAAAAUCUGAAAACCAUGAAAGAUUGUGGUGUGUACACCAAUGACAUAAGUGCUCCCCAUAUAGCAGUAUAUUUCACUUCAAAAGUUAUAGGCACAAGAAUAUUUUCAUCACAUUUUAAUUCUUAAAUUAUUCUCAUUUAAUAUUGCUGACAUGAUUAGUCAUUCUGACUGAAAAUAAUUUUAUUACCAAUACAGUGGACUUUUGUUUAUCCAUAUGAUUAUUAAGUCUGUGGAUUAUCUGUGACCAUUCUUAUUAUUUUCAUUACUUAUUCAAUGUAUUGAAAGUUUUAAAACUGCUCAUUGAUGUGUUAGGGAUGGGUUGUUUGUGAACAAGUCAUUCAGAGUGAACAACUCACUCAUGAGAGCUGUGAAUGACUCACUGUCCUUCAUUGAGUGUAUCGUUUGCUUCAUGAAUGAUUUACUGCACAGCUCCCCUGCACAUAUCUUCCUCCUUGCCCAUGAGAGUCACAAAUGAAAGUAGGACAGGAGAGGUCCUUGAGUGACUGAUGAAUUCUCAGUUGCCUGAACAAUGAGACUCAGAUGAAAUUAUUUGUUUGAAUUACUCAUUUUUAUGAGUGAACUAACUUGCAACAGUGAACUGGCUGGACCCAUCACUGUGUUGUACACAUAAAUGCUUGUGAACCGUUCAUUUAUCUCUUUUCCAUUAUGUGUUUCUACUAGUCUUUUUUUAAUGGGUUCCUUUAUAUUAAUAGACUUUAUUGGCAAGCAAUAAUGCAGCUCACAUAAGAGUAAUGAACUCUAACAUCAGGUGACGUGAAAUUACUGUAAUUAAAUGAAAUUGUCAGUAUUUCAAAUGUGUAUUGUUAAAAAUCCUACUUCACUUUAAUUGUGUGUAUAACUUGCAAAAUAGUACAAUUGUGCAUUUAUUUUUUACUUUAAUAUGCUUGAUUAGAAUACUGCAUAUAUCUAUAUUACUGUAAAAUCCAACAGUUUAAAAAGAAAAUUACAAAUGUGUUCAUUACUAUUCUGCAUUCUUCACUGAUUUACAUAUUAAUUUAUUUUGGAUACAAAUAUGCUAUUCAUGGGGCUAAUUAACAGUAGUGCAUUGCAUGAUAAUAAACUAUAUUAUUGACAGAGAUGUUGACAAUAAAGGUAUUCUGCAACAAAAAAUUUGUAUACUUUUUCACUUGCAUCUCAUUAGCUAUUACAUAUCAGAAUUAUAUAUCUUAAUGAUAUCUGGGAUACUGGGAACGACCCGUUCUUCAAGUGCCUGAGCACUGCGGGUCCCAACUUUUCUUUGGCUUG
This is a messenger RNA of Zootermopsis nevadensis, 3349 nucleotides long. Its product is annotated as spondin-1. NCBI's taxonomy places the organism in Eukaryota, Metazoa, Arthropoda, Insecta, Blattodea, Termopsidae. Gene Ontology annotation, biological process: cell adhesion. The record is from RefSeq and is a predicted model, not a curated record. Gene Ontology annotation, cellular component: extracellular matrix.